Messenger RNA from Chrysoperla carnea, 1851 nucleotides. Its product is annotated as glucose dehydrogenase [FAD, quinone]-like. Bases 1 to 1761 code for a protein of 586 amino acids. Gene Ontology annotation, molecular function: oxidoreductase activity, acting on CH-OH group of donors; flavin adenine dinucleotide binding. The transcript has a single exon. Lineage: Eukaryota; Metazoa; Arthropoda; Insecta; Neuroptera; Chrysopidae. The record is from RefSeq and is a predicted model, not a curated record.
AUGAAGUAUUGCCAAGUACUUGUUAUUGUCUAUUGUUUAGUUACUAAAACAAUUGGACUUGAGAGUGACAAUUUUGAUCAAUAUCCAGAGACAACAAAAUUAAAACAAGAGUAUGAUUUCGUCAUUAUCGGAGGAGGGACUGCUGGAGCCGCGUUGGCUAACAGGCUAAGCGAAAUAUCCGAUUGGGAAAUUCUAUUAAUUGAAGCUGGUGGUCCAGAGGAUAAAACUGAAAUGGAUAUUCCAGGAUACGCCGAUGUGAGCCUUCAAAGAGAAUUCAAUUGGAAUUUUCAAACUGUUCCAAAUAAGAGAUACGGCUCUAGCUUAAUAAAAAAUUCAAUUUUGGUUCCUCGUGGAAAAGUACUUGGUGGUUCUAGUGUAAUAAAUUGCAUGAUCUAUAAUCGUGGUAAUGCUGAUGAUUAUAAUCGAUGGGAGCAGGUGUACAGAAAUCCCGGAUGGUCUUGGAAGAACGUAGAAAAAUAUUUUAAAAAAUUUGAAGAUUAUGAAGUCAAGGAUGUAAUCACACCUGCAAACUAUUUUGGAAAAAAUGGGCCUGUACAUAUGGAAAUUAGUUCUUAUAAGAGUGAGUUGUCAGAUGCGUUUAUUAAAGCGGCACAAGAAACAGGUUUGAAUUUGACAACCAUAGAUGGGCCUAAUCCAAUUGGGGUUGGUAGAAUACCACGUACUAUAAAAAAUGGUUUUCGAACUAGUGCUAACACAGCGUAUCUAGUACCUAUCCGGCGAAAUAAUUUACAUAUAAAACUAAAUUGUAUGGUCACCAAAAUCCUAAUCGAAAACCAGACUGCUUAUGGUGUUGACGUAGCAUGCGCAGAUACAAACUACAAAAUAAACGCCCGCAAAGAAGUAAUUUUAUCAGCUGGUUCUAUACAAUCACCUCAACUUUUAAUGCUUUCUGGAAUUGGACCAAAAGAACAUUUAGCUGAACAUGGAAUACCUCUAAUUAAAGAUUUACCUGUUGGUAAUAAUUUAAUGGAUACUGUCAGUAUUAUAGGUUUACAAUUUUCAGUGAACCAAUCGUCAUUUCCUAUGAGAGAUUUAAGUACGAUAAAUGCAGUACUAACAUAUUCCGGGACGGGUCCUUUAUCUACAUAUCCUAUGGAAGUGCUUGCUUUUUCACAUCCAAAUAAUGGAAAUCCUACAAGAGAAACAGUAAUGUUGUCAAUGCCUUUUGAUUACUUGAUGUGUGCUGAUGUUAAUUUGGACGAAAAAACAUGUGAUGAAGUUUUUGACACUAAAACAAACAAGCAAGCAUUCAGCCUCCAUCCUCUUUUACUUAAACCAAAGAGUCGUGGAACCGUUCGUUUGCAGAAUAGCAAUCCAUUUUCUGACCCAUUGAUUGACUUUAACUAUUUCUCUGAUCCAAGUGACGUUGAAAAUUUAUUAGAUGGCAUAAAAGAAGCUAUAAAUAUUGCCGAGCAACCAGCACUUAAGCCCUAUGGUACAAAAUUGGAGAAAAAUAAAAUUUCAGCUUGUGACAAAUACGAAUUUAGAUCAGAUGAUUACUGGAGAUGUCAAAUCUAUGAAUUACCUACAACAUUUAAUCAUGCGUGUGGUACAAAUAAAAUGGGACCAAAAGAUGAUCCAACGGCAGUUAUCGAUGCUGAACUGCGAGUGCAUGGAAUAGAUAGGUUGCGUGUUAUUGAUUCAAGUUCCGUUCCAGAGAUUGCUAAUGGUCGAAUGAAUGGACCAACAAACAUGCUAGCUGAAAAAGGAGCUGAUUUGGUGAAAGAAUCUUGGUUAUGAAGUGAGGCUAUAACUUGUUAACAAACGACAUAUUGACAUCAUUUUCUUAUAGAAGCACUUUAGAAAUAAAAAUAACUAUGUGACUAUUUA